AAUCGGGUGACAGAAAGACCACACCCUCACCGGAUUCCAGUUAAUUAGCUCACCUUGCCUUAUUAAGUCGACUAAGACAAGAAUUCUUGGUAACCAGAGUGCAGCUUUCAAAGAUGCAGCAGCAAAUUGUAAGGAGGACAGGUGAUCGUCGGAUGUUCUCAUCGUCAGAUGACAGUGCAAUGAUGAAGCAAAUCCAGGCAACACAUGCCCCUGAUGGUCGCGUGGUUGAUGUGAAACCUACUAUGCUUGUCAUUGAAGAAAUCCUGCACCGGGCUUCUCCUGGCAUUGAGGGAGUCAUUAAUGGCACUCGUGGACACGCUGAGACCUUAGAGGACAAGGCUGCUCUGCUCGGUUUUGAUGGAAUGCUGGAAUUGCAGGCUUAUACCAUCCAUAAAGUUUCCUGCGAGUUGGAAUGCAAGUGCUCCGGGGGAGCAGAUGCACAUGGCUCAACAAUGGCCGUACUAAACAUGCUUUCAAGCUAUACUUGGGAGGCAAAAAUAGUGUUAUCACUAGCAGCAUUUUCAGUUAAUUACGGACAAUUUUGGCUUGUGGCCCAGCUUUACGCCACAAAUCCAUUGGCCAAGUCUGUAGCUAUCCUCAAGCAAUUGCCAGACAUCAUAGAGCACUCGAACACACUGAAGUCUCAGUUUGAUGCUGCCAAUAACCUUAUAAAGGCAGUCCUGGAUGUGACAAAGUGCAUCAUUAAGUUUCAACAGCUCCCGAGUAACUAUAUAUCACCCGAAACACCACCAAUGUCAGUAGCCAUGGCUCUUGUCCCCACCGCUGCUUACUGGCUUAUCCGAAGUUUGGUAACCUGCUCUUCACAACUGACAAGCCUGUUAGGAAUGAGUUAUCAGCACAUCACAGCUACCACAGAAGGUUGGGAAAUAUCAAGCCUGGCACACAAAGUUCAGAAUAUACAUGAUCAUCUUACCACACAACUUGGUCAUUGCCAUCAACAUAUUGAUGAGAAAAGACAUGAUGAAUACUUUCACAUGCUCAUCCGACUCUUUGAGACGCCACAUAUUGAUAACAUGAAAAUUCUCAAGGCCUUGUUAUACUCCAAUGAUGAUAUGCUUCCGCUAGUAGAUGGCACUACUAAAACAAGGGUCAGCAUUGAAGUACUUCGGAGAAAGACUGUUCUACUACUCAUAUCAGAUCUUGACCUCUCAACUGAACAACUGCUUGUUCUUACUCACAUAUACAGUGAGUCGCGUGCAAAGCCAGAACUCCAAUACGAUUUGGUGUGGAUCCCAAUUCAAGACAGGUCAAUUCCAUGGAAUGAUAAGCAUCAACAGCAAUUUGAACACCUGCAGUCAUUGAUGCCAUGGUACACCAUCCAUCAUCCCACAAUGCUGGAGCCAGCAGUUGUUAAGUUCAUCAAGGAGGUAUGGCAUUUUGCCAAAAAGCAGAUCAUGGUGGUGCUGGAUCCACAGGGAAAAGUGGCCUGCCCAAACGCGGUUCACAUGGUCUGGAUAUGGGGAAAUAUUGCCUACCCUUUUACUAGCACCAAAGAGGAAGCACUGUGGAAAUCAGAGACUUGGAGACUCGAGCUCUUAGUUGAUGGAAUUGAUCCUGACAUGCUGGAAUUGGCUGCUCAAGGAAAAUACGUCUGCUUGUAUGGAGGAGAGGACAUUGACUGGAUCCGCAGGUUCACAUCAACAGCAAAAGCUGUAGCACAAGCUGCACAAAUUGACCUAAAGAUGGUAUACGUGGGUAAGCAUAACAGCAAGGACAGAACAAGCAGGAACAUCACAACAAUCACCACAGAGCAGCUAAGUCAAGCAUGGACCGACCUCACAUUCAUAUGGUACUUCUGGACGCGACUAGAGAGCAUGUUCUACUCCAAAAUGCAGCAUGGCAAGACCAUUGAGAAUGACCGAAUAGCACAGGAGGUCCUCACAAUGCUCACAUUCGACAGCAGUGACCCCGGAUGGGCCUUGUUCUGCAUCGGAUCAGAUGACAUAGCCAAGGCCAAGGGUGACACACUUUUGACUAGCUUAAAUGAAUUCCCCCAGUGGGAGGAGGAAGCAAAGGCCAAAGGCUUUGUCCCUGCGCUCCAGGAUCACCUGGAACAUCUCCACACUCCGCUCCACUGCAACCGCCUGAUUCUUCCUGGUACCGAUGGUGGCGUGCCAGAGAUGGUCAUCUGUGCAGAGUGUGGACAGCCUAUGGAGAAGUACUUCAUGUACCGCUGCUGUGUCGAUUAGGAAACCUUAUAUAUCCGUAACCCGAAAUUGCCACCCCUAUAUCAUAGAUCACAUAUUUAUGGCACAUAGGUGAAACCUUACUAAGGCACCUAUAUCCGGUCCUGUAACCCGAAAUUGCCACCCCUGUGGAGCGGAUGCAAGUACUAAGAACCUGUUAAAUAAUUGUGCUGAUUGAAAGCAUUAGUGUGAACUGUAAAAUAGCUUAAAAUUAUGUAUCAUUAGUGUGAAGUAUUUCAUAGAACACGCGAAUCAUUUUUUAACCUUUA
Molecule: messenger RNA, 2476 nt
Organism: Daucus carota subsp. sativus
Lineage: Eukaryota; Viridiplantae; Streptophyta; Magnoliopsida; Apiales; Apiaceae
Product: protein SIEVE ELEMENT OCCLUSION B-like
Exons: 7
Coding region: 114-2210 (698 amino acids)
Biological process (GO): phloem development
Source: RefSeq, a predicted model, not a curated record